Acanthoscelides obtectus is the source of this 1164-nucleotide messenger RNA. Lineage: Eukaryota; Metazoa; Arthropoda; Insecta; Coleoptera; Chrysomelidae. The record is from the annotation of a GenBank genome assembly.
AUGGUUGCCAUAAACAAUUUCACACCAGAACAAAGGCAGACUGGUUCAGACAGUCGUCGAACCUUUACAAUACCAAAUCCAAAAACAUCAUACGAUGUAAUUGAAGAAUGGGUACCAGCGAUAGGCAAUCAGAAACUGAACAACUUGAUGAAAUACGAUGGGGGUUUGCUUAGCCCAAGUGGGAAAGCAGUUACCAAAAAAGAAAAGGACGAAAGAAGGGAGAAGCGAAACACGAUGUGCAUUUAUAAUAGUAGUUUAGAUUACAGUCAACUAAGAAACUCUCCUGUUACUGUGGUCAACGGCCAUCAUUUCGGUGGAGAAAGUCGAGUUGAAGCAAAGUAUCUGGUCUCACAUACUCGACCACUGUUGGAUAUGAGAGGAGCCAUUGUGGUAAUGCUACAAAGACAAAAGGUUGGGAUUUUUGCGACUGUUAUUCCAGCCUCCCUGUCCACCGGUGACAUGACAGCUAGUUAUAAACACAAAAACUGGAAAAUCAAGAAACGGCUCAGUGCGGCGCCACUCGUUACUGUCAUACCGAAGACAUUGGAGGUUGAAACUAGAGCUAGACCUCGAUAUAUGCUAUCAACGCAGAUAAUGGUAGAUCUUCAACGAAGAUCAGUUUCAGCUAAUAAUAGUUGCCGGCCGAGUAAUGACAUGCCAUCGCUUGACGUUCAUUUUGCCUCUUCACGUGUGUUUGUGUGCUUUGACUCGCUUCACUGCGAUAGAUGUUUUUUCAAAGUGAGAUUGCUUCUACGUUGUAAUGACCAGUUCCUGAUGGAGACUGGGAGUCAGAAACGGGCAAGUAUCCCUUCAGGGGAUAAGUUGAUAACGUUGGCGUCACGCGUUUUACACAACGUGAAGAUGAGAUAUGAAAUGUUAAAGAUUGCCUUGAUAAGAUACGGAGGUUUGAAUGGUUUUGAGCAUAAUGCUACUUUGAACUGGCGAAUACUAAUAAUGAAAUCCAUCAACACUGUAGAUGUGUAUGGCAAAUGGAAACAACAUCAACAGAUAACCCGGUGCUCGCUGGCCGCUUUUGACCGCAGAAGUACCUACCCCAGUGACAUCUUAAAAUUGUCGUAUUUGGCAGUAGAGAUCGUACCAAUAUUAUUCCCCGAAGAGCUCUUCACAACGAAAUGUGAUCGGUUUGGGACGUGCAAAAAUUAA